Messenger RNA from Alternaria hordeiaustralica, 1686 nucleotides. RefSeq lists its product as uncharacterized. Gene Ontology annotation, molecular function: molybdenum ion binding; oxidoreductase activity; pyridoxal phosphate binding. NCBI's taxonomy places the organism in Eukaryota, Fungi, Ascomycota, Dothideomycetes, Pleosporales, Pleosporaceae. The record is from RefSeq and is a predicted model, not a curated record. Bases 1 to 1686 code for a protein of 561 amino acids. The transcript has a single exon.
AUGCCUGCCUCAACGUGGAUACCGCCGCCGCCUCCAGACCCCGACACACUGGUCAACCCAGCGCCCUUCGAGCCCUUCCCUCUCAUCCAACUACGCGCCGGCAAGAUCAAGAAGUCGCUUGGAAACGGCAAGAUCGCGUCUGCCAUCUACAAAGGACCGCUGACGGGUCCAGUCGAGAUCACCGAGCUUGGUAUUCCGACCGAUGAACAUGCAUUCCAUCUGCACGGCGGCCCAGAUAAAGCGCUCCUCCACUACUGCACAUCGCAUUACGAUGAGUGGAAGAAAGAGUUACCGGCCUCGGAACACCAUUUCAAACCCGGUGCGUUUGGCGAGAACCUCUUCAAUACCGAAGUUAGCGAGAUGAACUUGUGCAUUGGAGAUCGACUGGCCAUCGGUGACAUUGUUGUCGAGGUUAGUGAGCCACGCGGACCUUGCUACAAGCUCAACCAUCGCUUCGAGGUCAAAGACAUGGCCAAGCGCACACAGACGCUACUGCGGACAGGCUGGAUGUACCGUAUCAUCAAGACCGGCACCAUCACCGCCGGCGACAUGAUCUCCCUACUCGAGCGACCGCAUCCAGAGUGGACGAUAGCCAGGGUUAUGUACUACCUAUUUAUCGAAACAAACAACGUGAAAAUGAUGAAGCAGAUUGUGCAGCUGCCGCAGCUUGGAUGGGACAUCAAAGAGAAAUUCCAGAAACGUCUAGACAGAGGUGUUGUUGAAGACCACAAUAGCAGACUGUUUGGUGGCGAGGACGAGAAGAUGGAUACUUGGAAUGAAUACCGCCUUGUCGAGAAGCGAAGGGAGACGAGCAGUGUUACGGCCUUCAUCUUCGAAUCCAUUGAAGACAUCCCAGAGCCGCCGCACGUCGAGCCAGGAAGCCACGUACGGCUUAAGCUGGGAGGAAAGUUGGUACGCGCCUACUCCGUCGUAAGCGGCACCUCAAAGCGCUUCGAGCUCGGUGUCGCACUAGACCCAAGCAGUCGCGGCGGCUCCAAAUACCUCCACUCGCAGACCAAAGUGGGCGAUAUCCUCACCGUCGGCCGCAUCACAGCAAGCUUCCCGCUCGCCAAAACUGCAGACCGACACAUCAUCAUCGCAGGCGGCAUCGGCAUAACAGCGUUCAUGACAGCCUUUACCUACCUCCAAGAAACGAACCAAGACUUCCACAUCCACUACGCCGUCGCAGAAGAAGUACCCUUCGCCUCUCAAAUCGCCGCACUAGGCCCCAAAGCAACAAUCUACAACAAAUCGCUCGACCAACGCCUGAACCUCUCCGCUAUCCUCUCAAAAGCCGAUCUCCAAACCCACAUCUACACCUGCGGCCCCCCACGCCUCAUGGACGCCGUCGUUUCCACCGCGAAAUCCUACAACAUCCCCGAAUCCUCUGUCCACAUCGAAGCGUUUACGGUAGCUACAUCCGGUGAUCCGUUUACCGCGGAGCUUAAACAAAGCGGGAAGACGGUGGACGUGCGGGCUGCGGAGUCGCUGCUUGAUGCGCUGAGGGCUGUGGGUAUGGAGAUUGAUAGUUCGUGCGAGGUGGGGAAUUGCGGGACGUGUAGGGUGGAUGUUUGUGGGGGGAGGGUGGAACAUCGGGGGACGGGGUUGUUGGGGGAGGAGAUGGAGGCGGGGGCUAUGUUGAGUUGUGUUAGUAGGGGGGUGGGGAGGGUUGUGCUGGAUUUGUAG